Messenger RNA from Gaeumannomyces tritici R3-111a-1, 4307 nucleotides. RefSeq names its product kinesin-II 85 kDa subunit. Gene Ontology annotation, cellular component: nucleus; spindle microtubule. The coding region runs from base 308 to 3955 and encodes 1215 amino acids. Lineage: Eukaryota; Fungi; Ascomycota; Sordariomycetes; Magnaporthales; Magnaporthaceae. The transcript has 3 exons. The record is from RefSeq and is a predicted model, not a curated record. Gene Ontology annotation, molecular function: plus-end-directed microtubule motor activity; microtubule binding; ATP binding. Gene Ontology annotation, biological process: microtubule-based movement; mitotic spindle assembly.
CUUGGGCAAAAUGAAAUCGCCCUCGGCCAGCAAGCUCAAGGUACCUGCACACAGUAGGGUUCCUCCAUACAAGCCCAGCAUACGAACCAAGGUUCCUUUUGGCUUUUUACUGUAGCCCCAACUCCCAUUAUCAUAUCUGACACUAUCUGCGCGCUGCCUUUGGCUUGCUUCUUCCUUUUUGGUUCGCGUUUGUGGACAGCCUUUUAUAUCUCCCACCUUGUAUCCGGCGUCACGUCACACCAUCGGCCGCCCCCUCCAUAACCCCCGACCGGCUGGGAGAGGUCGAGGUGCGGACGCCAACAUCCAGAUGAGUUCGACUCGGGAGCCACCGCGGCGCAGGGCCACAGGCGCCUCUACCUCUGGGCUUCCCGGCCCCUCAACCACGAGACCGACCGCUAUCGGCCGCGCAGGCUCUCGACUCGGCGUGCGUUCAUCCACGGCGACGGCGAGGAACGUCCGCCAUGGCUCGGUGGUCGCGUCUCGGAUAGACCGUUCCGGUGCUGUAUCGCCAACAGGCUCGGUCUCCUCGGUCGCCACCACGGGCACCAAGCGUAAGGAGCGCGACUUCGACGCCGAGGCGGGCGCUGGUGACGGAAACGCCGGGACCAACAUCAAUGUCGUCGUCCGCUGCAGAGGCCGCAACGACCGCGAGGUGCGCGAGAACAGCGCCGUCGUGGUUUCGACGGCGGGUGUGAAGGGGGCUGUCGUCGAUCUCUCUAUGGGCCCCAACGCUCUAAGUAACAAGACAUACAACUUCGACCGCGUCUAUUCCUCAGCUGCCGACCAGAGCAUGAUAUUCGAGGACACGGUCAAGCCGAUUCUCGACGAGAUGCUCACGGGAUACAACUGCACGAUUUUCGCCUACGGCCAAACAGGAACCGGCAAGACCUACACGAUGACGGGCGACAUGCAAGAGUCGAUGGGCAUACUGUCGGAUGCUGCCGGCAUCAUCCCUCGCGUUCUGCAGGCGCUGUUCAACAAGCUGGAGGCCGAGGAAAGUGACAACUGCGUGCGGUGCUCGUUUAUCGAACUUUACAACGAAGAGUUGCGGGAUCUGCUCUCAGCCGACGACGGCGCGAAGCUGAGGAUAUACGACGACAACUCGAGGAAAGGCCAUUCCACGACGGUGGUGCAGGGCAUGGAAGAGCGUCACAUAACAUCUGCUGCUGAAGGCAUAAAACGCCUACAGGAAGGCAGUGUCCGCAGGCAGGUGGCCGCCACCAAGUGCAACGACCUCAGUAGUCGAAGCCACACCGUCUUCACCAUCACAGUAUACGUCAAGAGGCCGGGCGAGAACGGCGAGGAUUAUGUUAGCGCGGGGAAGCUCAACCUCGUCGACCUGGCUGGCAGCGAGAACAUCCAGAGGUCGGGAGCCGAAAACAAGCGGGCGGCUGAGGCUGGCCUCAUCAACAAGAGCUUGCUGACCCUGGGGCGCGUCAUCAACGCGCUGGUCGACCGCAGCGCCCAGGGUGACAAGAGUCACCACAUCCCCUACAGAGAGUCGAAGCUCACUAGGCUCCUACAAGACUCCCUUGGAGGCCAGACCAAGACGUGCAUCAUCGCCACCAUAUCACCGGCGAAAAGCAACCUGGAGGAGACCAUAUCGACGCUGGACUAUGCCUUCCGGGCGAAGAACAUCCGGAACAAGCCCCAGAUAAAAACGAUAAUGAGCAAACACACCCUGCUCCGGGAGUUCACGGCCGAGAUCGAGAAGCUGAGAGGAGAGCUAGUCACGACGAGGCAGCGCAACGGCGUCUACCUCUCCAACGAAUCAUACGAGGAGCUAACGGUGCAGAACGAGUCGCGGAGGAUUCUCACCGAGGAGCAGUCUGCCAAGAUAGAGACUAUGGAGACGAACCUGCGAAACAAGGUCCAGGAGCUCUUUGAUCUCACUUCGAGCUUCAUGGGACUCAAGAAGGAAAACGAGGGCACCAAGGCCCAGCUUGACGACACCAAGGAGGUUCUCGACCAGACAGAGGUGGUCCUGACGGCGACACGCAAGGCGCUCGGAGACGAGACAGAGCUGCGCAAGGCCCACCAAGAAACCGAGGAGAAGCUUGCUACUCUAGGCAAUGAGCUCAUUGGCACUCUGGACAGAACGGUUAGGGAUGUCAGCGGACUCCGUGCCAAGAACAAACGCAAGUCGGAUCUCCAGAGCCUCAACCGCAGCACAUGGGCGACGUCUCAAGAUCAGGUGGCGGAUGUGACGGAAAUGGUCGAGGGCCGCAUCCAGGAGUUCAGGCAAGACCAAGAGGAGCACAUAUCAAGCGUGUCAGAACGAGUCGAGUUCUUUGUCCAGGCCGAGCUGCAGAAGCUCUCGGAGACGCAGGCGUUCCUGGACGAGCACAUUGAACAGUUCGCGGCAUCCAAGGAGCAGCUGCUGGAGCAUAAGGCGCAGUCGAAGCAGGAGAUGGACGCAGUGUUGGACGAGAUCAAGGUGGUACGGGACAACAUCAAGGAACGUGUGGGGGAGAGCCUACAGGUCAUUGCAGGCGCCGCAGAGAGGAUAGCGGCAGACGUGGUCAGCGAGCUGAGCCAGUUCCACAGCCAGCUGCAGUCGUCAUACAACAGCCUCGGCAAGGACUUCAAGGCCAUGUUCGAGGACCUGUCCAAGACGCUCAUAUCUCAAAGGACCGAGUCUGAUAAGCUCAGGCGGCAGCUGGAAGGGGCUAGCGAGUCCUUGAUUCAGUCCAACGCCGUCGCAUCGUCGCGGAUCCAGGAGAUUGUGGCCGAGGAGCGGAGACAGGCCGCCGAGGAGAGGAAACUUCUUCUGGCCCAGAUCACGCUCCUCAUCAACAACCAGGGAGAUGCGCAGGAGACGCGCCUCUCGGCCAAGGCCUCUCAGAUCAGCCAGGACAUGCUCAGCUCAACCGCCGCUUUUGAGGACAACAUUGUCCAGUACUCGGAGGGGAUGGAAACCUGGGCCGACAAGGACAGCGAGAUGCAGAGUGAGGUUGGAAAAUCCAACGAGACCUUGAAGACAAAGGUUAAGGAAGACUGGAAUGCCGCCAACAAGCACAGCACCUCGAUCCAGGCCACGACCAAGUCCAUCCACGCCGAGACAGUCCGUGUUGUCGACGAGCAGAUGCGAGACCUCGACGUGCAGAUGCAGGACCUGGAUGGCUUCGUCACUCGAGCCCGGUCCCAGAACGCCACGCACCUCAGUCGGGAUACUGGCGCGGUGCAGCAGCUGUCUCAAACCGUCGAGGCUUCGUACGGAGACAUUUCGGCCUGCUUCAAAGAUGGCUUUGAGCGCAUCAAGGCCGUCGGCGAGGAGCUCGAGGCUGAUCAUGCCGAGCUCCAGGAAUCACUGGAGCCGCUGGACGUUAACGUCUGCCACCCCCUCUCGAACCUACGAGACGCCAUAUCGAACACUAUUCUACAGGAGUACCAGCCCACGGGCGAUACGCCCGAAAAGACCCAGUACCUCUACCCGAAGGAUCUCCCGCGGACUGCUAUUCCCCCAUCUCGGCUGGCGCGGCUGCAUGACGACGAUGGGCCUGCCCCCACCCCCUCAAAAACAGCGCCCACCAUCUUCAAUGACUUGGACAGCGAUGCCUCGGGCAUACUGCGCCCGAGGUCCCCGUCGGCGUCGUCAACCAUGUCGGGUUCCAUCAGCACUAGCAACCAGCCGCGGCACCCGCUCGGCACUAGCCUGCGUGAAGUGAACCCGAACCUCGCCGCCGGAGGCGUCCACUUCAGCGCAGGCGCUAGCACAUUGUCUCUAGGCUCGGGCCUGGCGACAACGACGGCGAACGGCAAGGAAGGGGACGGGCAGAUGCAGCCCCUGUUUCGUCGCAGCAAGAGAAAGUCGGCAUCGGGUAGCCACGGAAAAGUGGGCGGCGGCGGCAAGAUUCCGGGAAGCAAGGCGGCGUCCCUCGGAGUUGAGAAUAUGCCGCCCUCGUCAGCAUUGUCGCAGAGCAUGUCGAGGAGGAAGAGUCCGCGUCUGCAUUGAGGGCGGCGGGACUUACAGAUUUAUUCAGCUUGUUUUUCAUCGUUUAUAUCAUAGGCAGGGCCUUGCGCUCAGACCUGUUUGCUUUUGGCUGGGCUUAGGGCAUGGAUUGUUAGACGUGUAUUCAUGGGCGUCGUAGAGGCGCUCUUGGUUUUUUGGUUGGGGCGGCCAUGUUUUAUUUUUUUCCUUGGGUGGUAGUUGCCGUGCGGCUUCGUUUUACUGCUGUACUUGCUACUCGAGUAUAUUGAUACCCUUACGGAUCGAUCCGGACGAGUUCGCCUUAGUUUAACAUUCAUGAUAUGAAUGCAGUCCUCUCGACGCAACCGUCACCCCUCCGACCUUCUCCUCUAUCAAC